AUGCCUGUGGUUAAUGUCGACCAGCUGGUCCGCCUGCAGCGGAAACCAGAAGACAUAAGAAAUAUCUGCAUUUUGGCCCACGUUGAUCACGGCAAAACUUCUCUGACAGAUAGUCUCAUUGCCACCAAUGGAAUUAUUUCACCCAAACUUGCGGGUAAAAUCCGCUACUUGGAUUCUCGUCCAGAUGAGCAGCUUCGAGGUAUCACAAUGGAGUCCUCGGCCAUCUCAUUGUUUUUCUCUAUGCUGCGCCGCCCAAGCCCGGAAGCAGCACCAGUGCCCAAGGAAUAUCUGAUCAACUUGAUCGAUUCGCCUGGACAUAUCGAUUUCAGCAGCGAGGUUUCAACAGCAUCACGUCUUUGUGAUGGCGCAGUCGUUCUUGUUGACGCCGUCGAAGGUGUGUGUAGUCAGACCGUGACUGUGCUGCGCCAGACCUGGGUCGAACAACUGAAGCCUAUUUUGGUUGUCAACAAGAUGGAUCGUCUGAUAACAGAGUUGAAAAUGAGUCCUGCCGAGGCUUUCUCUCAUCUUACUCGUCUCUUGGAACAGGUUAAUGCCGUUAUUGGUAGUUUUUACCAAGGCGAGCGUAUGGAAGAUGAUUUGCAGUGGCGAGAGCGUAUGGAAGAUCGCAUCAUUACUUCUGCGGCUCGGGAUCAAGACCGCAAAAAGCAGUCGGAAGACGAUGAAUCAGCGCAGGUUAUUACUGAGUCUACUGAGUUCGAGGAACGUGACGAUGAGGAUCUCUACUUUGCACCCGAGAAAAAUAAUGUCAUUUUCUGCAGUGCUGUUGAUGGCUGGGCUUUCACUAUUAGGCAGUUUGCUGCAAUCUAUGAGAAGAAGCUUGGUAUCAAACGAACGGUUCUGGAGAAAGUGCUCUGGGGUGAUUAUUAUCUGGACCCCAAGACUAAGCGUGUCUUGGGUGUAAAGCAUUUGAAGGGCCGAGCCUUGAAACCCAUGUUCGUUCAAUUGGUAUUGGACAGCAUUUGGGCAGCUUAUACAGCUACCACAGGUGGAGAUAAAGGAAAAGGAGACCCAGUGUUGUUGGAAAAGAUCACUAAGUCUUUGAAUAUUAACAUUCCGGCUUAUAUUCUUCGUUCACGCGACCCAAAGAACAUUAUGACCACCUUGUUCUCUCAAUGGCUGCCUUUAUCCACUGCUUUGCUAGUGUCCGUGAUUGAGUAUCUUCCUAGUCCACCCGCUGCUCAAACCGCGCGACUACCCGAGAUGAUCAAGACUUCGCCUGGAUCUAAUUUCAUCUCUGAGGAUAUUAAAAGAGCCAUGGUGGAGUUCAAGACCGGGCCUGAAGAACCUGUUGUCGCGUACGUCAGUAAAAUGGUUGCGAUCCCAGAAAGCGAACUUAUGGCAAGCAAGAAAAGGAGCGGCGGCACCAUGACAGCCGCCGAAGCUAUGGAAAUCGCUCGCAAAAAGCGAGAAGAGAUUGCCAAGAUGCAGGCUGAGGCUCGUGACGGACAGACAGAUGAAUUCGAGCGCAUGACCUCAGUCUUCGAGAAUACCUCGCUGAUUACCGAGACUACAGAGGAAACAGUCGAACCAACCGAGAAGGAGGAAGACCCUGACCAUCUCAUUGGUUUUGCACGACUUUAUUCGGGUACCCUUUCUGUCGGAGAUGAGAUCUAUGUGCUACCUCCCAAGUUCUCGCCCGCCAAUCCUCAUGCCAGCCCAGAGCCCAAGAAGGUCACAGUCACAGAUCUGUACCUGAUGAUGGGCAGAGCCCUGGAGCCUCUCCAAUCCGUCCCGGCUGGUGUAGUGUUUGGAAUUGGAGGUCUUGCUGGCCACGUUCUCAAGACAGGUACACUCUGCAGCCAGUUGGAGGGCAGUAUUAACUUGGCUGGUGUAUCUUUGAGCACGCCGCCCAUUGUCCGAGUGGCACUGGAGCCUACCAAUCCUGCCGAUCUAAGCAAGAUGGUCACUGGCCUGCGGUUGCUUGAGCAGAGUGACCCAUGUGCGCAGUACGAACAGCUCCCCAGCGGUGAGCAUGUUAUUCUCACAGCAGGUGAAUUGCACCUGGAGCGUUGCGUAUCGGAUCUUCGGGAUCGAUUUGCUCGUUGCGAAAUCCAGACUGGCGAGGCUAUUGUGCCCUACCGUGAAACCAUCGUCCAUGGCCCCGAAAUGGCCGCACCCAAAAACCCCGAUCUUGGCCGUGGAGCUGUUCUAUCCGUCUCCGCUUCUAAGCAAAUGACCCUUCGUCUGCGGGUGGUACCAAUGCCCACAGCUGUCACAGACUUCCUGACUAAAUCAGUUGGAACCAUCAAGCAGCUUCAAUUGGAGAAGCGAUCUGAAUCUGAAGGAAAGACAGACGCCGAAAAGGAAGCCGAGGCCGUCGUUGAUGGAACUGGCGAGGCGGCUGAAGGUCAGAUUCUGUCCAAGCAGGAGUUCCGUGAGGGACUCAACAAAGUGUUCAACGACGAGGUCAAGGAAGACAAGGAGCUAUGGAAGAGCGUGGUCGAUCGCAUCACAGCCUUCGGCCCCCGGAGAGUUGGCCCCAACAUCUUGGUUGAUGCAACAGCAGUCAACACCUGCGAUAAAUUCUUGGUCGAUGAUAUCAAGCAGCAAAUCGCCGGAGACAACCAUCAAGCCCUGCUUGUGCGAGACUUCUGCGACAAGAUCGCCUAUGCGUUCCAGCUCGCAACAGGACAGGGCCCUCUGUGCCAGGAACCCAUGCAAGGCGUAGCCGUGUUCUUGGAAGACCUAUCCGUGCAAUCCAGCGCAGGAGACGAGCUCGACAUGGGCCGGCUGACCGGAGAAUCGAUCAGACUCGUCCGCGAAGGUAUCUCUGCAGGAUUCCUGGACUGGAGCCCUCGCAUCAUGCUUGCCAUGUACAGUUGCGAGAUCCAAGCAACAACCGAAGUCUUGGGCCGCGUCUACGCAGUCAUAACCCGUCGCCGGGGCCGCAUUCUCUCCGAAGUCAUGAAAGAAGGCACGCCCUUCUUCACCAUUCUGUCUCUCCUGCCCGUUGCCGAAUCUUUCGGGUUUGCAGAGGAGAUCCGCAAGCGGACUUCUGGCGCUGCGCAACCGCAGCUCAUCUUUGCAGGAUUCGAGGCUCUCGACGAGGAUCCUUUCUGGGUUCCGGCUACGGAGGAAGAGCUCGAGGAUCUUGGUGAGCUUGCUGAUAAGGAGAAUGUUGCGAAGAGGUAUAUGGAUGCUGUGCGGAGACGGAAGGGUCUGGUUGUUCAAGGCAGGAAGUUAAUUGAUGCCGAGAAGCAGAAGACUUUGAAGAAGUGA
Messenger RNA from Penicillium soppii, 3240 nucleotides. RefSeq names its product GTPase RIA1. The record is from RefSeq and is a predicted model, not a curated record. The transcript has 6 exons. Bases 1 to 3240 code for a protein of 1079 amino acids. Gene Ontology annotation, biological process: cytosolic ribosome assembly. Gene Ontology annotation, molecular function: GTPase activity; GTP binding; ribosome binding. NCBI's taxonomy places the organism in Eukaryota, Fungi, Ascomycota, Eurotiomycetes, Eurotiales, Aspergillaceae. Gene Ontology annotation, cellular component: cytosol; ribonucleoprotein complex.